GGAGGGAUGGGAGUGUGAAGUGUGAGGGAGCAGGGUCAAAGGUGAUAAAGAGAGGGGCCGUCGGAUGGCAGGAUGUGAGAGGGGGAGGAGGGGAGGAUGAAGUAAUCCAAAGAAUGGGCGCGAUGAAUGAUUGGCAACGAUGCUGGUGGUGCUGGUGAUGCUGGUGAUGGCGAUGAUGAUGGGAAACAGAAAAAAAGGGAAGAGAGAAGAAAGAGGGGAUGAUGAGGGCAAAAAAAGAGAAACCCCCCAAAAGGAACAAAGAAACAGCGUGGAGACUAAGAAGCGGGACACCAUUGGACCAACUGGGCCUCGAUGCUCUUCCCCUUUCGUUCAAACAAAAUAACAAAAUACAAAAAACCUGCUGGAAAUCGUGGGUCGGUGGAGAGAGAAUGAGUGAAUGGGUGGAGAGUAGACAAGCGAAUAUGAAAUCAGAUAAAACACACGCAGCUCAGUCCCAGCCUUUCCCGGAGAGGGCUGUCGACGGUACUUUGCAAUUGCUGCCGCCGCUGAUGUUCUUAUUCCCCCGCUAUGCACAUGUAGUCCUUCAACCGAGGCAUCGCACUCUCUUCGUCCUUUUUAUUUGGGUCGAGUGGACAGCAGCAACACCGGUGGCAGUGGCAGAGGGAGCCCUGUGUCAGCCGGGACCCAUGGGCGACACCAUCAAGAAACCAAUGAACUAAAACGGGGGCCCCGUUCCCGCCAUCGUCCUUCGAUUGCAUUUCAAGGUGCGGACAAUAUAAAAUAGAAUAAAAUAAAAACCCGAUGG
Messenger RNA from Gamsiella multidivaricata, 766 nucleotides. RefSeq lists its product as uncharacterized. Bases 219 to 680 code for a protein of 153 amino acids. The transcript has a single exon. The record is from RefSeq and is a predicted model, not a curated record. NCBI's taxonomy places the organism in Eukaryota, Fungi, Mortierellomycota, Mortierellomycetes, Mortierellales, Mortierellaceae.